AUGUUUUCUCAAUUCAAGGACCGCGUCGCACGCCGUAGCAAGACGUACAACGGCCAGAGCACCCCUCAACACAACCGCCUAUCGAAGCCGAGGACAAACACGAACUCGAACUCGAACUCGAAACCCGCAAGUCCUAUCGUCAAUAGCGACAUCCCUUGCCCGGACUCACCACAGUAUGCGGACUCGAGUGCGACAGAUCGGCAACAGAUUAGGGACUCGAUGCUGUGGCCAGCAAGCAAAGAGGCCGAAUCAGCAACUGGGCCCGAUCAAGACACAUUCGACACCGAAAGAGUAGCGGAGGGGCGCGGACGUCGCUCGACAGUCGUUUCAAGAUCAAACUCACGUGCGCAUUCAAGGUCGGCUUCUGCAUUGCGCUCUUUUGUACGAAGCAGACGGAACUCGACAGCCAACCUCAAGAACCUGCCGGAUUCCAAGGUCUCAUUGGCCUCGACUACGCAACCGGACAUUGAUGCGGCGAUAAGGCUACUGCAAGAAGUCAAACGGAAUGCGUCUCCCGAGGAAUUGGCAGCGCUGCGCGAAGCUUUGGAACGUCCAACAGCAUCGGUGGCCGCUUCAGAACAAGAGUACGACAGGUCCAGCCCAGAGAUCAGCGGCGCAUUGACGAGGAGGAAGUCGCUCGUUCAGACACCAGGCGUGGCGACCCGCAUCUCGCCUGUCAAUGGCCAACGCCGGACAUGGAACUCAUGGAAGGCGCCGGACGUGAACCCCGAAGAUGAAUUCAAAUGGCGAGCUCCACAGCAAGGACUUUCUCCUCCGGGUCGCCUACUAGCUCUGGAUCUAGCAGACAACAGUCGAGCGCAGACUCCUGGAGAGCUGGAUUAUUCCCAUCUGGGCAUGUACAAGCCAGGCUCACUGAUGGUCGUCAACGGUGCCGCCUCGCCUGCAUCAAGCACGAUUAAUAUCCAGCGCGUUGCCCAAGCCAACAAGAACAACGACUAUUUCUCGGUAACUGAAUCCAGCCGUAGUCCAUUGGCUGCGAAGAACGAAAAGAAAGAUGCGCAUGGAAGGAGUAGGUCAGCUGUUGGCUUGCGUGACAGCAAGGCGAGAAGCACCCCAGACCCAGCAGGCGAAGAAAAGAUACCCAUCACCUACAUCAAACCAGAGAUCAAACCAAGAAAGCGGCCGCAGAGCGUUGCUAUCAGCACAAGGCGGUCAUCCCAGAGUGCUGAUACUCUUGCCAAAGAUUAUCAGGCUUACAUCCCAUACAGUCCGUUUGGAAAUCGCAUGGUUGUACACAACAUCUGGCAGGACCAGGAAGCAGUAACCGACGAACUCUUUCUCGAAGACCUACAAUCUCAGCCACACAAAGACCUCGUGGAAUUGUCAGCAACUAUCACUGAUGUGACCGAACUCUCACCUCCUUCCACAGCCACGAGCGUCAAUACGUUGGAAACACCCAAGCAUCAGAUGCUCCGGCCGUCACCAAGAACAUCCGAUUCUGGCUAUUCUUCUGUCAGCUCAUCUGGUGGCAGCUCAAGAGCGUUCACAAGCGAGCAACACCCCAGCGCACUUCGAGUGGUUGUUCCAGCGUUUGACGAAUCGCCGCAUUCCAAAUACAGUGCCGACAGAAGACAGACGAUGAGCUUCGAACUGCCUGUUCAAGGAGGGUUGCUGGAUCAUACCGAACGGACUCUGUUAGCCACUGUACCCAGACACGGACACGGCCGCACACUGUCGCUAGACAUCCCUCGGGAAGUUGCAGAGCUACCGUCUAUGGACUCGGUGCUUGCGCCCAGUACACCACAAUCAGUGACUUCUAAGAGCUCUGAGAAGCCGCUACCGAGGCAGACGAAACGCCUACAGAAGCGCCGGCCAUCGCAGCCUCAGCUUCCUGUCGUUCAGUCAUCCCAGCCAAGCCGCGAGAUUAUUCCUGAAGUUCCGGACAACGUAAGAGUCAAGUUUACUCGACGACUAUCAACCACACCUGGCAUGGAGUGUUUGACUCACACCUACCCCAGCAAAGACCACGUAAACUCAGCUGAGUUCGCAGCUGACUUCAGCCUUGUCGACUCGGUCUCGAUACCAAUCCAGCUUGAGCCCGACGACACACCUGCAUCGCCAACUCGUAGUCGCCGCAGAAGCAUGUCCUUCUUCCGGAGGAAGUCGAUGACAGGAAAGACGGCAGACGAGCACGAAGAAGAAAUUCCCUCACCCAAGGUGCUUGAUCUCGGUACCAUCGCGGUAUCGCUCGGUGCUUCACCGUACGAUCCUUCGAUGUUUGGUUCUUUCCAGAGAGAGGCAGCAGAGCACCCCACACAUCCUCAUCAGCUUGGUCAAGCACGAUCACGGUCACAGUCAGUGGUGAGCAUGAGUUCCGACACUGCCGCAGAAUAUGCGCGCAUGCGCAGCAAGGAUCGUGCUCUCCCCGAAGCAGAGAUGCCAGAAAUGCCUCAGCAGCGCAAACCACGCAGAAAGCCGAAGAUGGAGAUCGGUGAGGCGAAGCGAUCGAAGCGUCGUCCGCAAACCUUCUCUUUUGACGAGGUUCCACCAAUGCCAACCAUCGAUCACUCCAAGUACCCAGCGCCACUAUCGGCCAAGCCCAGACUGGAGAACGCAAAUGUUCCAGCAGCGAACCAGUCUCGCGUUUGCGCAAAUUCCCGUCCACAGUCACCGCUGAGGCACAACCACACACGACCGCCGUCAGCUCACAAGAACGUCGAUUGGGAGCACACGGUCAACUGGGAGCAGCACGCCAUGCAAUGGAGCGAGCGUCGCCAGUCCAUCGGCGGCAUCCUGCGAGCGCGACCAACGGUUGAAGCUAAAGAAAACACCGCACCUGCACGUCGUCCUCGCCCAAUGUCUUACACGCCGCAUGAGUUGACUACGUUUGGGCGGUUCAGUGGUGGGCUCGACUAUGACCACGACGGCCGUGGCCAGAUUGGUGGCUCAGCCGGCACCCGGCAGCUGCACAGCUACGCCGCACCGAAGAGCAUGCACUUCAAGCAGAGCUACGGCGUGGAUCGGUCUGAUGUGCCGAUAUUCGUACAGCGGCAAUAG
Molecule: messenger RNA, 3018 nt
Organism: Ascochyta rabiei
Lineage: Eukaryota; Fungi; Ascomycota; Dothideomycetes; Pleosporales; Didymellaceae
Exons: 2
Coding region: 1-3018 (1005 amino acids)
Source: RefSeq, a predicted model, not a curated record